Messenger RNA from Molossus molossus (Pallas's mastiff bat), 1755 nucleotides. It is a transcript of the gene SNX2, whose product is annotated as sorting nexin 2. The coding region runs from base 46 to 1605 and encodes 519 amino acids. The record is from RefSeq and is a predicted model, not a curated record. Gene Ontology annotation, biological process: intracellular protein transport; early endosome to Golgi transport. Gene Ontology annotation, molecular function: phosphatidylinositol binding. The transcript has 15 exons. Gene Ontology annotation, cellular component: retromer complex; endosome; endosome membrane. Lineage: Eukaryota; Metazoa; Chordata; Mammalia; Chiroptera; Molossidae.
AGGUCCGCGAGGCCCCGGCUCGCGCAGUCGUCUGGGUGAGCGAAGAUGGCGGCGGAGAGGGAGCCUCCUCCGCUGGGGGACGGGAAACCUAGCGACUUUGAGGAGCAGGAGGAUGGAGAGGACCUUUUCACUAGCACUGUCUCCACCCUGGAGUCAAUUCCAUCAUCUCCAGAACCAAUUAGUCUUCUUACAGAAGAUGUUAGUUCAAACUCCAAUGGUCCAAAACCUGCAGAAAUUGUGCUAGAGGAUGACAGAGAAGAUCUUUUUGCAGAAGCCACAGAAGAAGUUUCUCUGGACAGCCCUGAAAGGGAACCUAUCCUCUCCUCUGAGCCUUCUCCGGCAGUCACACCUGUGACCCCUACUGCACUCAUUGCUCCCAGAAUUGAAUCAAAGAGUAUGUCUGCUCCAGUGAUCUUUGAUAGAUCUAGGGAGGAGAUUGAAGAAGAAGCAAAUGGAGAUGUUUUUGAUAUAGAAAUUGGUGUAUCAGAUCCAGAGAAAGUUGGUGAUGGCAUGAAUGCUUACAUGGCAUAUAGAGUAACAACAAAGACUUCUCUUUCCAUGUUCAGUAAGAGUGAAUUUUCAGUUAAAAGAAGAUUUAGUGACUUUCUUGGUUUGCAUAGCAAGUUAGCAAGCAAGUAUUUACAUGUCGGUUACAUUGUGCCACCAGCUCCAGAAAAGAGUAUAGUAGGCAUGACCAAGGUCAAAGUAGGUAAAGAAGACUUAUCAAACACUGAAUUUGUAGAAAAACGAAGAGCAGCUCUUGAAAGGUAUCUUCAAAGAACAGUAAAGCAUCCCACUUUACUACAGGAUCCUGAUUUAAGGCAGUUCUUGGAAAGUUCAGAGCUGCCUAGAGCAGUUAAUACACAGGCCCUGAGUGGAGCAGGAAUAUUGAGGAUGGUGAACAAAGCUGCCGACGCUGUCAACAAAAUGACAAUCAAGAUGAAUGAAUCGGAUGCAUGGUUUGAAGAAAAGCAGCAGCAGUUUGAAAAUCUGGAUCAGCAACUUAGGAAACUUCAUGCCAAUGUUGAAGCCUUGGUCUGUCAUAGAAAAGAACUUUCAGCCAACACAGCUGCCUUUGCUAAAAGUGCUGCCAUGUUAGGUAAUUCUGAGGAUCAUACUGCUUUAUCUAGAGCUUUGUCUCAGCUUGCAGAGGUUGAGGAGAAAAUAGACCAGCUACAUCAAGAACAAGCUUUUGCGGACUUUUAUAUGUUUUCAGAACUACUUAGUGACUACAUUCGUCUUAUUGCUGCAGUGAAAGGUGUAUUUGACCAUCGAAUGAAGUGCUGGCAGAAAUGGGAAGAUGCUCAAAUUACUUUGCUCAAAAAACGUGAAACUGAGGCAAAAAUGAUGAUUGCUAACAAACCAGAUAAAAUACAGCAAGCUAAAAAUGAAAUAAGAGAGUGGGAGGCAAAAGUACAACAAGGAGAAAGAGAUUUUGAACAGAUCUCUAAAACAAUUAGAAAAGAAGUGGGACGAUUUGAGAAAGAACGAGUGAAAGAUUUUAAAACUGUUAUUAUCAAGUACUUAGAAUCAUUAGUACAAACACAACAACAGCUGAUAAAAUACUGGGAGGCAUUUCUUCCAGAAGCCAAAGCCAUUGCCUAGCAAGAAGAUUGCUCCUGUUAAGAUCUUGGAUGUUUGUUCCAGUUAUGCUGAUUCCACAGUGAAAUCAUUGAAAACCAUCUAAAUAAACCACUAUAUAUUUUAUGAAUUACAUUUGGUAUAUAUACAUACAUAUAUAUAUACAUACACACA